This is a messenger RNA of Penicillium canariense, 726 nucleotides long. RefSeq names its product Fe-binding Fe/S cluster assembly protein ISA1 (gene isa1). The record is from RefSeq and is a predicted model, not a curated record. Gene Ontology annotation, biological process: iron-sulfur cluster assembly. Lineage: Eukaryota; Fungi; Ascomycota; Eurotiomycetes; Eurotiales; Aspergillaceae. The coding region runs from base 1 to 726 and encodes 241 amino acids. Gene Ontology annotation, cellular component: cytoplasm; mitochondrion. The transcript has 2 exons. Gene Ontology annotation, molecular function: 2 iron, 2 sulfur cluster binding.
AUGAGUUACUGCACCACCAUGCAGCGCUCGGUGACAUCAUACGCCACACUUCUCCGAUGGGUGAAGCCCUCGGCCGCCCAGCGUUGCUCCCACUCGCUGCGCUGCUUCUCUUCCUAUGGGAACGCUCAUAUGUCUUCCAAGCGUGAUAUGCAAACGGCGACCGCAUACCGCCCGCACACACUCCCUUCGUCUUUCCCGAUGCCGCGCAGCAGCGGUGGACCCGACACCUCGAUCUCAGCCGAUUUCCCCCUCCCCUCGGAAACAUCCAAGACACCCUCGCAAUCAGAGUCCUCAACCAUCUCCCUGCGAGAAGGCGAGGCACAGAAGCCCAAGCCGGCCUCGACAACUUCGACCGCCACCCCCAAGACUUCCGCGAAGCCGCGUCGGCCAUUGCGGGCAAGGAAGGCAGCGAUGAAAUUGACGCCGCUGGCUACGGAGCAGCUUCGCAAGCUGAUGGCGCAGCCCGAGCCGAAGUUUAUUCGGGUCGGAGUGAAGAAUCGUGGCUGCUCGGGUCUGGCCUACCACCUCGAGUACGUGGAGAAGCCGGGCAAGUUCGAUGAGAUUGUGGAGCAGGACGGUGUGAAGGUUUUGAUCGACAGUAAGGCUCUGUUCAGCAUCAUCGGCAGUGAAAUGGACUGGCACGAGGAUCCGCUGAGUAGGCGAUUUGUUUUCCGCAACCCCAAUAUCAAGGAAGAAUGCGGUUGCGGUGAAUCUUUUAUGGUCUAA